UUGGUGGGUUUGCUUUGUAGGAGUGUUCGACACAGCGUCUAAUACCACGUCAAACCCAUACAGAAGUCAGUCAAGAACAGAUUUUGCGGCACUCCUUAAAUUCUUCGAUAGCUCACCGCUUUCAUCAAGACUCCAAACCUUCUAUUUGAGAAAAUUAARAUGGCUACUGCUGGAUGGUCAACAACUACAAAAGAAAACACCAACUUUGCUCGAUUGUGUAARYUACUCAUCGAUGGAGGAACUCAUGUCCUUAGAAAGAUCUUUGAUGCCAAACAUCCACCUCACGAUCUAAAGAAGCAUCUGAUGGAUCGCAGAAAUCAUCGUACUUUGAAGAAUUUGAAGGCUACAAACAUACUAAGACGAGAUCAGUGGAGCAAACUUUAYCCAAGUGUAGAUGCUCCAACAUCUGSAAGUUUUGAUAUUACUCUCUUAAGUYUACUGUUGCGCAAUAUCUGCAACUUGCCAACUCCUGCCAAUGGAUGGAUUAACGAGCCUGCAGCGACAAGUAUUAGUCAAGAGGAUGAUAUUGUAAGGGUGAAAUUGUACCGUAACAAACUGGGCCACAUUUCUGAACCAGCGCUAUCAGACGCUGAUUUCAACAAGCACUGGAACGACAUUGAAACUGUUUUGCUAAGACUUGGAGCAGACAUGACAGCCAUUGAUAGUCUGAGAACGCAAUCAAUGGAACCUGAAGAUGAAGAAUACUACAGCGACUGCUUGAAAGAAUGGGCCGAGAACGAGGAAAGACUAUUGCAGGCAAUCCAUGGACUAGAGGAAAAAAUGGAAAACCUUCUAAAGACAUCACCCAAUAGGCCUGUAAGACCAACAUCUGAAGGGUCAUGAAUGAUCAGCGUGUUUACACAGUGAUUUACAAAGAGUUCUGUAGUAUUGGUAUACAAACAGAUGACUAUGGUUGUCAAAAUGGAUGUUCCUCAAUGUAUGUUAAUAAAACUACAACUCCACAGCAGAAUUCUGAUAGCUCAGAAAAUACCUCUCAACUACAAAAUGCAAAUAAUCCUGACAAAGACAUAACAAUGGAGUUUGAAGAUGAGGAAGAACCUGAACAAUCUAGUAUGAACGCAAUUUCAUCAAUAAUGAGAGUUAUAGAAGAGUUAGAAUCGUCCUCUAGUGACACUUUAGUCGACAAUGACAUUGUAGAGGAAGAUGUUAUCAGUAAUAAUGAAGCUGAAGUACAAAUUGAUGAUAAUAGUGG
Messenger RNA from Exaiptasia diaphana, 1213 nucleotides. Its product is annotated as E3 ubiquitin-protein ligase DZIP3. NCBI's taxonomy places the organism in Eukaryota, Metazoa, Cnidaria, Anthozoa, Actiniaria, Aiptasiidae. The transcript has 3 exons. Bases 160 to 843 code for a protein of 227 amino acids. The record is from RefSeq and is a predicted model, not a curated record.